CUUGUAUGAUCCUGUUUAUUCUUAACUUGUCAAUUUCAAGUUAUUAAUCUACCUCUACUCAGUUUUCAGUUUGCAUAACUCGUUUGGUUUCAUAAAAAGCUGAAACUUUCUUAUAUAUUCUAUAUGUAUAUGCCUAAGUAAAUCAUUCUUGAAAGAUAAUUAUUAUUGCUCUUUGGGACAAACUUACUGAAAGUCCUAUGUACACAUUUUAUCUGUAGGUGGAUAAUGUUUUGCCCCCUUGUUUUUUUUGCUUUUUUAUUGAAAAUCAUAAAACGCUGAACUAAAACAUAUAUUCAAUUUUAUACUGUAAAGACCAGAUUUAUGAUUUUAUAUACUCUUUUCAGAGAGUGAGACUGCUUUGAAAGAAAAAGGCCCAACAGGAAUUUUAUCAGAGUUUGAUACAAUAUUCAGCAUUCUAAGUCGUUUCAAUGAACUGUCAGCAGAUGUGAAAGAGAAUGCAUGGUCUGUUACCAUCAAAGCUUUCAGUCAACACGUGAAUGAGCUUGGUAUUAUAAUUGACCCAGAAGGAAUGGAUUAUCAAAUCCAAAACAUGCAUCUAAACACAACCAAGAUGUUGUCGUACCUACUUACACAGUUGAUGGAAGCAUUUGAAGGGGAAGCUACCACGCCAAGCAUACACACAGAUGAAACCCGAAAGGGAAGAGGAAAAUCAGCGAAGAAGAAAGUGCAAAGUGACGGAUGGUCAUGGGAGAAUGAGAGAGAGUUUGGCUUACGCGUGAUUGGACAGCUUCUUGAGCUGGAUGUGCACAGGCUGUGGGAUCCCCCAGUUAUCGAAGAGGAUUACGUGAACCUUUUUACUUCUGUUUGUUACAAGUUCUUGGAAAAUGUUUCUGUUGUGAAAUUGAAGGAAACAAAGGAAAUGAUAUUUCACAUCUUGGGAAUACUAAUAAAGAAAUACGACCAUGGCCUAAGUGCAAGCUUGAAAAUUAUUCAGCUUCUGCAGCAUUUUACCCAUCUUGUCACACCGCUGGCCCAAGCCGUCGAAACAUUCGUUGUCGAGUUUGGAGCCAAAAGAAUCGUUGCAGAUAUCAUAAGAGAAAUAGGCCGAAUGGAUUCAACAGACCUGUCUCGUGACGUCAGUGGCACAAGAUCAUUCUCCCAGUUUGUUGUUGAGCUGGCUGACAGACAAGCGUCUUUGGUUUUGCCAAACAUCAGUCUUUUGCUUAGCCAUCUCGAUGGUGAUUCUUAUUCAAUGAGAAAUGGUGUUCUUGGUGUGAUUGGGGAGAUUGUUGUCAAAGUUCUCAGCAAGGAAGGCCUAGAUGCCAAUUUGAAGAACACGCGCGAAAAGUUUUUGGAUCGACUUGAGGAGCAUUUGCAUGAUGUACACGCCUUUGUAAGAAGCAAAGUAUUGCAGAUUUGGCACACACUUUGCACAGAAAGGGCGAUUCCUCUGAGUCGAUUGGGUCGUUUGAUGGACCUGGUGAUUGGGAGACUGCAUGAUAAGUCUAGUCAAGUGAGGAAGUACGCUGUACAGCUUUUGAAGGCAGUUCUUUGUGGUAAUCCAUUUUCUGCCAAACUAUCAUCAGAGGAGCUGCAAAGCAAAUUAGAUAAAGAGAGAGAAAAACUCAAAACACUCAUUGAUGAAGUUUCUCCAGAACAAGACAAAUGGGCCAAAGUUGCACCGAACAUCUUGGAAGCUCUGAACGAAAGUGUUUCUGUUGAUGAAAUUUCGGACUUUGAUCUUGACGAGGAUACAAGUAUAGAGGAAGCGAUUGAAAAUAUACUGACAACAUUUUACAAGAAAAUUGAAGAUGGCAAAGGCAGGGAAGCAGUUGCUAUUUAUAAAUUGGCAGAAACGAAAUUCCCGGAACAUUUUUGCGCCGACGAUACGAACGAAAAUGCAGAAAAUCAUAACGCUGAAAGUUCCGAAAAUGAUGAAAGUGCAAACAAAAAGAAAUUAGAAAUAGAAAAGAAGAUCAAACUGUUUGAAGCCAUUUACAGAAAAUUCGACGAAGUCAAACAGCUUGAAGAAGAUGCAGAAGGUACUAAUGACGAAUCAGAUAAUGAGUCAUCCGAAUUGAAGAAACAGCGCCUGCUUGUCAAGUACCUUGAGGAUUCUCUGAGAUUCGCAACACAAAUGCAAAAAGCGAUCAAGAUCCUGUGCCAACUGCUCGGAUCGAAAUUUAACUCAGACAUUUUAGAAACUGUUGACUUCUUUGUGUCUGCAAAUGAAUUUGGCCUCACGGACGUUAAAGCAGGAACAAGAAAGAUGCUGGCCCUUAUUUGGUCACGUGAUAGUGCUGUGAGAGAGGCUGUUAUCAAUGCUUACCGCAAAUUGUAUAUCGAGUCUCGAAAUGAUGCCCAUAGCAAGAGCACGGCUUUGUCAAUUGUACAAAAUAUAGCAGCCCUUACCUAUGACGCAACGCUGGGGGAACUAACGUCCUUAGAAGAAUUGCUGAAAGAAUUAUACAAAAUGGAGCUGAUACCUCAAAGUGUUUUGCAGUUGCUGUGGCAAAGAUUCUCUUUAAAGAUUCCACAAACGACACCAAUGGAAAGUCGCUCAUCCGUACUUCUUCUCGGAAUGUUUGCCGGGGCAGAGAAGUCGAUUGUGAGCAGCAACAUCGAUAUUCUAGUGAGCAAUGGACUCGGACCUCGUGCGCACGAAGACUUUCCACUUGCUUUCAACACGUGCACUGCAUUACUGAAACUUACAGUAAAAGACAAGAAAAUCAACAAUGCUGAUAAAGAGCCGUUUAGAUUUCCACAAGACCAUGAAAUUUUCGAAAAGCUGGAACUUAUCCUAGUGAAAGGUCUUCAAAGGACAGAUGUAUCCUCUUGGAGUAGCCUCGCACUUCAGGCUGUUAAUGUCAUAUACCAGUUGGCUGAGCAUCCUGACAUAAUAUGUGCAAAGCUGAUCAAAAACCUCAUCAGAGCAUUAGUCGUGGAACACCAGGUUUCCAAGCCAUCAAAUGAAGCUGAUGACGAGUCCUCCACCCCCCAAGAAAACGGCUCUCCCGAAGCUGACUCCUUGAGCACACCAGAAACUGGCACCUGUCAACCCAAGGUCCUCGCAAGGGUUCUCACAGUCAUCGGUCAGGUUGCCUUCCAGCAGCUUGGGCACAUGGAUGUGAACAUUUUGAGUGAGUUGAAAAGGAGGCAUCGGAUAGAGGAGCAGGAAAAGGAAAUGAAACAAGCUGAGAAAGGGAAAAGGAGGAGGAAUCGUAGUUCAGUCAAUGAAACUGUGAAGGAAACAACGGCUACCGAAGAAGGCCUCGAAGAUGAGCUGGGAGUUGGUGGAGCUGCGGCAGAAGAUGCGGAAACUGAAUUUAUUCGUAAUGUCUGUGAAAAAGAUAUUGUCACAGGAACAAAUCUGUUGGCAGUUUUUGGCUCAUUGCUGAUUUCCGUAUGCAGUAAUCCUGUCAAAUUUGCUGACGAAGAAUUGCGCACUUCUGCUUGCUUAGCCUUAUCUAAGUUCAUGAUUGUAAGCUCUGAAUUUUGUGAGCCUAACCUGCAACUUCUAUUUACAAUUCUCGAAAAGUCCAAGGAACCAAUAAUAAGAGCAAAUACGAUAAUUGCACUUGGUGAUUUGACAUUCAGGUUUCCCAACCUCAUUGAGCCAUGGACUGCACAUCUUUAUGGGAGGUUGGCUGAUGAAUCAGUCAAAGUCAGACAAACAACAGUUACUGUUUUGACACAUCUUAUACUGAAUGAUAUGGUCAAAGUCAAAGGACAGAUUUCAGAAAUGGCGUUUCGUCUUGAAGAUGAGGAAAAGAGAAUUGCUGAUUUAGCAAAGUUGUUUUUCACAGAAUUUUCUCAAAAGGGAAAUGCCCUAUACAAUGUAUUGCCAGAUAUAAUCAGCAGACUCUCAGAUCCAGACAGUAACACUGAUGAGAAAAAGUUCCAGAGAAUAAUGGAAUAUUUGUUGCAGUUUAUACAGAAAGACAAGCAGUCAGAGGCUCUUAUUGAAAAACUUUGUCAUCGUUUUAGAGUGACAAGCACCACAAGGCAAAGACGAGAUCUUGCAUUUUGUGUUGCUCAGUUGCCCUUCAACGAAAAGUGUUUCAAAAAGCUACAAGAGAACUUUUCUUGUUUCCAAGAAGCCCUUAGUGAUCAACAAGUAUUUGAAUAUUUUGCAAGUAUAAUUUCCAAGUCAAAGAAAUUUAUCAAGCAGGACUUCAAGGUGACACUUGAAGAAUUUGAACAAAAAGUGAUCAACUAUCACAAUAAAGCAGUUGAUGAUGAAGCUGGAUUUGAACGUGCAGCCAAAGCCUCUCAUAAAGCAGAACUGAGAAAGAACAAACAGAAAAAUAAACCAGGUGAUAACAAAAGAAAAGGAAAACAAGUUGACGAUUUUGAUGAUGAUCAGGAAAAAGAGAAUUUUAAUUUCAAAACACCUAAGAAAACAAGAACAAAAGCUGGACUUAAAAGUACUGGUAGAACAAAGAAGUCUAGAAAACCAAUCAGGUUUUCUGAUGAUGAUGAUGAUGAUGAUGCUGACCUUUUUGAGGCAGUAUAAUAGUGCAGUUCUGUACAGACAGAAGGGUUUUUGCUCUGCUUCAAAAGUUCUCAGUUUUUGUAAAGGAUUUUUUUUACUAUUUUAAAAUUGAUGGAUCAUUUUGAUUUUACAUGUUUUAUAGAUGUAUAUUUGUUUGAAAUAAAUAACUUACUUUAUCUUUGUACUAAGAUUUCUUCAAUAAUGGUUUACAAAA
This is a messenger RNA of Rhopilema esculentum, 4670 nucleotides long. Its product is annotated as condensin complex subunit 1. Gene Ontology annotation, molecular function: histone binding. Gene Ontology annotation, cellular component: condensed chromosome, centromeric region; condensin complex; nucleus. The record is from RefSeq and is a predicted model, not a curated record. Gene Ontology annotation, biological process: mitotic chromosome condensation; mitotic cell cycle; meiotic chromosome condensation. NCBI's taxonomy places the organism in Eukaryota, Metazoa, Cnidaria, Scyphozoa, Rhizostomeae, Rhizostomatidae.